GUUGUAUAUAUAGAUAAAUACGAAAACUUACUACACUAUAAUAAAAUACACUGGCCCUUAAAUUGAUAUCUAAUCAAGUACACGAUAAAAAAGUGAUAUAUUAAAAAGUAUUUAAGAAAAAGCUUACCAUAUUGUGCUAUACCACCGUACAGUUAACAUGAAGUUUAUAAUACUACAACUACUAUGUUUUAUUGGAGCGUGGGCAUCGCCCCGACUUGACCCACUAGUGUAUAGCAAGCGGGGUCUGAUUCGUGGGCUGCAGGCGACCGAUGGAGACUACGCUAUGUUCCUCGGUAUACCAUACGCUUUGGUCAAUUAUACCAAUCCAUUCGGGCCAUCACUACCAUAUCCUGACUUCAAAGAGACAUUCGAGGCCAUCGAUGACUCAGCAAUUUGCCCACAAUUGGAGGAUUUCAGUAACCAAAUAACUGGCUCACUGGACUGUUUGCAUCUCAACGUGUACGUGCCGAACACAGCGACCAGUUUGAAUAGACUCCCAGUUCUAGUUUGGAUAUAUGGUGGCGGAUUCCAAAUUGGUUACGCUAAUAGAUACGUAUACGGACCUAAAUAUCUGGUCAGGAAUGAUGUCAUAGUAGUCACAAUCAACUAUCGUGUUGGACCUUAUGGUUUCAUGUGUCUAGACACACCAGAUGUACCCGGAAAUCAAGGCUUGAAAGAUCAAUUAAACGCUUUACGAUGGAUUAAAGAAAAUAUUGGUGCUUUCGGUGGCGAUGCUAACAAAGUGACUAUAUUUGGAGAAAGCGCUGGAGCGGGAUCUGUAGAUUUCCAAUUAUUAUCAAAACAAGAGAAACUUUUCGAUAAAGUUAUAAUGCAGAGCGGUACUACAUUAGGUCCUUGGGCGAUAGUUGAAUCUAAUCCGAACGCACCUACUAUUUUAGCUGAUAAAUUGGGCUUUGAAACAGAAGAUACUAUUGAAGCGAUAAACUUUUUAGCUUCGGUCGAUCCAAAAUUACUUAUAGCAGUUGCAAUAGAAUCAAAUUUGAGUUUCAUGCCUUGCGUUGAAAAAGAAUUUGAAGGUGUCGAAAGAUUUGUCGCUGAACAUCCGAUUAACAGUGAAAUACCAAAAGCUAAAAACACACCAAUUCUUACUGGAUAUAAUAAUAGAGAAAUGCUAGUAGGUGAAUUUUUUGGACUAGGAUCCAUACAUUUGGAUAUGUUUAAAGAACAGUUAACAAAGGCAUUUAACUUCGGCGAUGAUGAAUUGGUAACUUUAGUUAGACAAUUCUACAUAGGUGAUGAUAAUAAUGUUGAUGAUUCAAAAGAAAACCUUAUUAAUUUCCAUUCAGAUUUUAUGUUCAAUCAUCCAAUUCAUAGAAGUGUUCAGAAAUAUCUGGAAAAUUGUGGAAAUGUCUAUCAUUACAUAUUCUCGUAUUCUGGAGAUAGAAACUUUAUUAAAUGGAGACUAAAUAUCACUGAAGACGGUGUAAGCCACGCUGAUGAGUUAAGUUAUCUAUUCGAUAUUGCAAUAAUGAAAGAACCACCUACAGAAGAGGAUCAACUUGUUAUCGAUAGAAUGACAACAAUGUGGACUAAUUUCGCCAAGUAUGGAAACCCAACACCAGAAGCAACAGAUUUAUUGCCAGUACAAUGGACACCAGUGACCAAGGAAGUUCUAACAUAUCUCGACAUCGACAGCGAACUGACGCUAAAGAAACGACCAUUCCAUGACCGAAUGGCGUUCUUAGAUCUUUUCUAUAAAAUGAACAAGCAUUUAUUGAAGGGAUACAAAGAUAAUAAUAUAUAGUUCUUAUGUUACCAUAGAAUUCGACUGCAGUGACACUUUACCACAUAUUGUUGUCUCUGUUUUCUCAAAGAGAAUGAACGGGACGACAAUAUGUAUUCAUCAAAGAGAUAAUAUAACACUAGUUAUAGAGCGGACAUAAGAGCACAUUGUUUUAAUUUUAACGGUAGAUCCUUGCAACAACAAUUUUUGUUGAGUGCACGAAUGGAUCUCGCCCGGUACAAUACCACGACCACGCAGAAGAUAGGCGUCAAUUGGAAGCAAUUCCGCUUUUCGUCUGAUGAGUGCUGGAGGACUAAUUAUAGUCUACGUUCACGGAAAGGGAAGUGUAUUCAUAGUAAGGAGAAAUAUUGUCUUUCUGUACAACGCAACCGCAAUCACAGAUGUCAAUGGGCAUCGAUCGCUUGGCGAUUCUAGCGAAUACAGAUGACAGCUCGUUGACAACCUUGUAAUAUGAAAAAAAAAAAAUUUAUCACACGUAAUCAUCAGAAUAACUAUCUGUCACAAGUAUCCAACUAGACGACGGAUACUGUACCGGUGAUACAUCUCUUUGUGAGUACGGUUUGGUUCGUAAUGUUCAAUCGAUCAAUAUAUUACAAGUCUCACAUUAAAACAAGAGUCACGACAGUGGAGUUUUAUGUAAACAUUAUAGAAGUUAUUUUAAAUAAAGCAUAUUAUAUA
Molecule: messenger RNA, 2443 nt
Organism: Papilio machaon (common yellow swallowtail)
Lineage: Eukaryota; Metazoa; Arthropoda; Insecta; Lepidoptera; Papilionidae
Product: bile salt-activated lipase-like
Exons: 3
Coding region: 158-1765 (535 amino acids)
Molecular function (GO): cholinesterase activity
Source: RefSeq, a predicted model, not a curated record